Molecule: messenger RNA, 1179 nt
Organism: Haliotis rufescens (red abalone)
Lineage: Eukaryota; Metazoa; Mollusca; Gastropoda; Lepetellida; Haliotidae
Product: NXPE family member 3-like
Exons: 6
Coding region: 400-1179 (259 amino acids)
Source: RefSeq, a predicted model, not a curated record
UGUUUCAUUGUGACUGGAUUUACUGUAUAUCUCCAUUUGAACUGGAAUACAUUCAGCCUUUCACGGCAAGAAGAAGGCAUCCCCGUGGACACCAAUUACGCUCCCCUUCUUGCUGAUCCGUUUCUUUAUGUAAAUGAUUCGGAAAUUUCUGCUCGGAUUGGCAAAGUCAAAACAAGGGGCUACUUUCCAACAAGAGGAACGACAUAUCUCACAGAGGAGGUAAUCAGUUAUGGACAUGUCUCUGUGAUUUCAUUAUGUGCAAAUGCGAAAAAAUCCCGUGUGUCACUCAACCACGCUCAUAAAGUCUACAGUUUAGGAGAGCAGAUUCAAGUGCAAGUAGAUCUGUAUGAUUUGUAUGGUAACCGCAAGUUAACGGGAGGUGACGUUUUGAGAGUUUGGAUGGAGAACCCAGAGACAGCAGCUUCCGUUUCCAGUCGGGUGUCGGACCACAAUAACGGAAGUUACACUGCUCUGCUUAGAGCCGCAUGGUCAGGAAGCGCUACGAUUAAGGCAUUCAUUGCUUCGAGGAAGGAGGAGGUAGUUCUCAGCUAUAUGAUAUACCAACAGCAUGGCAGUCUCUGGACAGUGUUAGCUGAAUUCCGGGCAAACAAUCUAACAGAUGCAACAGCGUGUUCAGUUAGACAAGGGAAUUCCUUCAAGACAAACGAGUGGUGUAAUUUCACGAAUGAGAACAAUGGCUACAGUUGGUACUGUAAGAAGUCCAAAAUCAAGCAGUUAACAUGUGAUACGUGGUCACAUUCGUUUAGUGCAAAUGACAACAUAAGCUUUCAUCUUAAUAACACCGAGAGAAGCAUUUUGGAUUGGCCGUUGGUAGCUUUAAAACAAGAUGUUUUACAGAGUUCAGUGAGGGUGUCAGUUGGAGGAGGUCCUAAGGGUGUAAAACUAUCAGCUCCUUCAACUUCCUGCAAUGCGCUUCCAGCGGAAAUGACAUGGCGACGAACGUCCCCGAAUGGUUACUUUCACCAGAACAAGUGGCAUUCGCUUCUGUGUACUGACACACUGCCUCACACCAUUGAUGCUUACAGACAGUGCUUGAAAGGAAGAACGCUGUGGCUUCAUGGGGAUUCAACAAGUAGACAGUUUAAAGAAGUUCUUCAUUCAAUUUUACGCUUUCCCUCCCAUACAGAUCGUCAUGAACCUCUUGGCACGCGCUCCUAA